AUGAGCGGCUUUGAGCCCAUUCAGUUGUUUUUCCAUGAACAACAACAAGGACAAGGACAACAACACGCGGGAAUAGCCUUCGACAUGGUUGUUCCCAAUCAGCCGGAGUCAAACGGAACUGGGGACAGUUCAAUCAACCAGACGCUCCAUCAACAAUUGUACAACAUUUACAACACUACUACAGCUCCUGAAUUGUCCAACGAUCAAUACCAAGCUCCUCCAUUUGACCUUUCCGGCCUGAGUCAACCUUUCAUUCCAAGUGGCAAUCGUGAGGUCUUGUGGGACGCACGAUUGAGUUCUGGGACUCCCGACAACGAGGAGACACUCAGAACAUCAACAACUACACCUCAAACCCAGCAACAAAGCAACGAUCACUUAUCAUCGAUGAACAUCAGCACAACUCCACAACAGAACAACUUGUCUUCUACCAGAAACAUCCUUGCAUUCGAAGCGCCGCCUCCCCCGUUGGCUGCUUUCAACACGAGCUCGACCAACCCCUCGGAACAUCAUCCUUCUGUCAGCAUGGGCAUGGGCCAUAAUAUAGACGUCACGAACGCAUCUUGGGCUUUGGAAGAAAACAAGAUGUCACGAUCCACUACCACCACACCUGAAGGAAAGAACCGAGAUGGCGAUGAUAGCACCGUCCAGUCAACGGCCGUCCUCUCUCACGACGGGGAUGCCGACGACAUGCUGAGCCCUGCUUCCAUGUUGAGCCCAGCUUCUUCACCAAGGGUUGUUCCCGCUGCAGGUCCAGUGCACGAUUCGGAAGAAGGACCAGAGACCACCACCAUCAUUGGGACUCCCUCGACUGUCUCUACGGCGCCGUCGACGGAAGACGCGUCCUUGGGGUCCGACGCAAUCGACAAAAUUGGUCUCAAGCUGGACCCAACACACAUCGAGCCAGCUCCAUUCACUCUGCACCAGAGAGCUCCCUCUUGGGACAGGUCGCCCGUCACUAGGAGCUUGUACUCGGAUACAGAGAUUAGCGCCUCGAACACGCCACGAGAUGCGGCCAUGCAACAACAACAGCAACAACAGUACUGGGCAUCUCAGCAACAGCAGCAGCAACAACAGGUGGGCGAACAAGUUAACAUUAGGGCUCAGGUGUAUGCCCAUCACCACCAGCAACAACCGCAGCAGCACACUGCUUGGAGUUCCCCACAUACCACUCAGUCUCGUGUGGCCGGCUUCCCUGCCGACGAGACCGCAAGGCACGACUCGCAGCAACGUGGGAUUCAUCCGUAUGCCCACAUGCCAGCGACACAACCACAUCGUAUGCACCAUGGCCAACAGCAGCCGCAGCAAGUGACAGAGCGUACUUGGCACCAGCCGCCUCGACACUUUGCGGGACCCGGGGAUCAGCUUCAAGCGAGAGGGCACAUCUCGCAACAGGAGGGGCUCCCACCGCACGGACCUCAUCGUCAGGGAUUCAACCCUUAUGUACGCAGGCCUGGGUACCCUCCGCACCAUCCGCAACACCCUUCGGUGAGUCCCCAACGUCCGCGACGGGGUCAACAGCAAGGCCCCAGCCCGCACCGAGGUCAGCCACACCACCAAGGCGGGCCUGGUUCUGGGGCGGGUCCUUCCGGAGGGGGCGGUGGUUCCUCACGUUCCUCAUCCGAAAUACUCAAGACCCUUCUUCGUAAGAAAGCCUGCCUUUACGAACCCGAUACAUCCAGAGCCGUGGCCUUGGUCACUUGGCUCGUGGGUCGUGAGUUGGCGCUCGAGCAUGGCUACUUUUCAAGACAGCAACUGCAAGCCGGUGUGCAUGCCUGUGUCGCUGACAAGAUUGAAUGUGGCACCAUCACAAGGACGAAGGUGAACCGCUGCAUGCAGAUCAUCCUGAACAGUUGCUUCCACUACAUCAUCCCGCGCCCUGAUGGAACCGAAGAAAAAGGACACACGUUCCGACUUUCUUUUGAGGGAGAAGUCAGCGACGACUCGUUCCUGUUGCGGUUCUUGCCUGCCCCUUGGAACGAUUUGAUGGUUAACCGAGAGGUCGUCCUUCAAGCGUCGACGGCAGAACUGGAUGGCAAGUCAGAGCAACCCCGAAGCAACCAUUCGUCUCCGAAGGGCUCGCCUUCGCUGAAGCCGAUGAGCCAUCCGAGCCAAGGCAGUCCUAACCGAGAUCAGGCUCAAGGUGAAGCUACUUUUGACGGCGACUCGAAGCGCGCAGUGCUUCUAUGCUUUAACGAGAACGUACGAUCAGCCGAGGACGUCUUUCGUUGUCAUAACGAGUUCAUCCGUGACAGCGCUCAUUCGUCCAACUUGCAGCUGACGGCUCACGAGUGGCGUAUCUUCUUUGGAAAGGAAGCUGCAAGCACUCCUCAUAUCUGGGGCAACAUUGGAAUCCCCGUUGUGGCCGUCGACUCGGGGGAUGGAUCGGGAAGGAAGGUCGACGUUUUGGGGCUCAUGACGCCUCCCGAAGCAGGCAAGUUCCGCACUACCUGGUGCGCCAAGCGCUAUGAUCACGAUCACGAGUUCUGUGGUAUGGCUCACGUCGAAGUUAACGGCGGGUGGCUCCGUCGCGAUCCCAAUGUGCAUCACUACACGGACGAGAUGUGCCCUUCGGUUGUCAAGACUGCCGACAAACGGAUCGGCCCCAACUUUUUUGUUAUCAACUCGUGUCCUAAGGGGGUUGACUGUGAGUUUGCACAUUCUCACGAAGAGAUGAUCUAUCACCCGAGACGCUAUAAGUGCAAGCCCUGCCCUUCGAUUAUGCGAUCUGGGGCUUGCCGCUUUGGUGACAUUUGCCCUCACCACCACCCAAGUGAUUCCAUUCGGCCAACGAGCAAGAAGGAAGGAGGACGCCCUCCGGGUCCUCGUGUGGGCAGAGCCAUGGGACCUACACCAGGCGGUGGAAAGGGCCACAUCGGUCUUCCUCAGGGAUCGCCUAUCAUGUAUGCCAGUCCCGCGCCUGUUUCAAGCUUCGAGAAGCAUUUGUUAAUGCCCGGCUUACAGAACUUGUUCAGGCGUCAGUGUACUGUGUACCGCGCCCAUUUGCGCAAUCCCAAUUGCCGUUGUUGCUACAGUUACUUCGGCGACGACGCUGGGAUUCAAGCAAACGAUUCAGCUACUUCAAGACCCAACACGGGCGGGCCUGGUGCCCCUGCUUCUAUGCGCAUGUGA
Seminavis robusta is the source of this 3129-nucleotide messenger RNA. The record is from the annotation of a GenBank genome assembly. Lineage: Eukaryota; Bacillariophyta; Bacillariophyceae; Naviculales; Naviculaceae.